Molecule: messenger RNA, 3390 nt
Organism: Spodoptera littoralis (African cotton leafworm)
Lineage: Eukaryota; Metazoa; Arthropoda; Insecta; Lepidoptera; Noctuidae
Source: the annotation of a GenBank genome assembly
AUGAAUACAAAGAAGAUCGCCAAGAACCCGUCUUUGGCCUAUACAAGCAACCCAGACUAUCGGAAACCGCCGAAAAUCGCAAAUCCUUAUCUACAAUGUCUCGGAGCGCCUCACAUUGAUUCUUUCAACUAUAUGUUGCAAGAUGGGUUGCAAGCAGCGAUUGCGGAUUUGGUGCCCGCUGAAUUUGAACUCCCUAGCGGAGAAAGGGUGAAAAUAACUAUUGACGAAGCUGGGUUUGCUAAACCCAGCGUUCCAAUGGAAGCAGUGGGCGUUAAAAACCAGAUACUACUGCCAACAGAGUGCAGACAGCGUGCUGCUACUUACAAAGGAGAUUUCAAAAUCCGGUUGACACUGAAAAUUGAUGAGAAAUCAAUCACAGUGGAUAGGUCUUUGGGAUCUCUACCUAUAAUGGUGAAGUCUAAAAUGUGUCACUUGGCGGAUUUGUCACCGGAGGAGCUGGUGCAACACAAUGAACAUGCGGAUGAAUGGGGCGGAUACUUUAUUGUCAAGGGACAUGAACGUUUAGCCCGUAUGUUGUUGGUGACCAGACGGAAUUAUCCCGUUGCUAUCAAACGUUCUGGGUGGAGGAUGAGAGGAAACUUGUUCUCAGACUACGGCAUCAUGGUCCGCUGUGUCACUUCAGAUCAAACUAGUACGAAUAACGUACUCCACUUUCUAAACAACGGUACAUGUAAGCUGAUGUUCUCCUACCGUAAAAUGAUGUACUAUGCCCCUCUCCUGCUCAUCAUGAAAUGCCUGGUCGACUGGCCAGACCACUACAUAUAUAGGCUGUUGCUACAUGGGAAGAAGAACGACCUGUAUUAUGUCAACUGCAUACAGAACAUGCUGAGGGAGCUACACGAAGAGGGUCUACAUUCCUCCCACGAGUGCCGUUCGUACCUCGGGAGGAUGUUCCGUCCCAAGCUCUACGAUUUACCUCCCUGGUCCACCGACUUGGAUGCAGCAGAUUUCCUCAUCAACCGAUGUGUCAUGAUCCAUCUGAAGGAUCAUAAGGAUAAAUUCAAUGCGCUGGUGUUCAUGGCACAGAAGUUAUAUGAUUUGGUUCAGAAUAAGUGUAAGGUGGAAGGUGCAGACGCUGUGAUGGUCCAGGAGUUGUUGGUGGGUGGCCACCUCUACCUUCAGAUCCUCAAGGAGAGGCUGCAGCAGAUCACGACCAACUUGAGGAUACAAGUGCAAAGGAAAGCUAAAACUUCCAAGAAACUGGAUAUUGGUGUGCACGAAGUACAGCAGAUGCUCCGUGCCUGCGGUAACUUGGAGCAGAAGUUCGAGACGUUCCUGGCGACGGGCAACGCGCCCUCGAACAACGUCACGCUCGCCCAGUACAAGGGACUCACCAUCGUCGCUGAGAACAUCAACCGGAUGCGAUACAUGUCGCAUUUCAAAUCGAUCCACCGCGGCUCGUUCUUCAUGGAGAUGCGUACGACGGAGGCGCGCCAGUUGUUGCCGGACGCGUGGGGCUUCGUGUGUCCGGUCCACACGCCGGACGGCGCGCCCUGCGGACUACUCAACCAUCUCACCAUGACUGCACAGGUGACACAACACGCGGAUCCGAAGCAAAUAGCGGCCUUACCACAAGUGUUAGAACGAUGCGGUAUGGAGCCCAUAAGCUGGGUGUCCCAGACCCCGCUGGCGCGCGACGUGUACAAGUACCCCGUGCUGGCCGACGGCCGCCUGCUGGGCUACCUGGCCGAGGACACCAUCGACAAGUCCGCUGCAUACCUCCGGACGCUCAAGAUCAAGGGUGAAGAAGUUCCCAUAACUAUGGAAAUUGUCGUCGUACCGAAGAAACAGAUCUGCUCUCAAUACGCGGGCGUGUUCCUGUUCACGAGCGAGGCUCGCAUGAUGCGGCCCGUCAUCAACUUGUCGACCGGACAGCUCGAGCUCAUCGGCACCAUGGAACAACUCUAUCUAGACAUCGCCGUCACACACAAUGAGAUCAUUAAGGGUAAAACAACCCACGUGGAGCUAUCCCAGACGGCGUUCCUCAGCAACCUGGCGCAGCUCGUUCCCAUGCCGGACUGCAACCAGUCGCCACGUAACAUGUACCAGUGCCAAAUGGGUAAGCAGACGAUGGGUACCCCGAUCCAUACAUGGCAGACCAACGCAGAGACCAAGUUAUAUCGGUUGCAGACUCCUGCCACGCCACUGUUUAGAUCAACCCACUAUGACAAUAUUGGACUCGACGACUACCCCUGCGGUACUAAUGCUAUUGUUGCUGUUAUUUCUUAUACGGGCUACGAUAUGGAAGACGCGAUGAUAAUAAACAAGUCAUCAUAUGAGCGCGGGUUCGCAGCCGGCUCAGUGUACAAAGCAGACUUUAUAGAGCUCGCCCACCCUGCAUCAUACUUCUACAGGGACCCCAGCAAACCGGACCUGGCUGAACAUAUUGAUGAGGAUGGGUUACCGGCUGUAGGAGCCAGGGUUAAACCGGAUGACCCGUUCUAUAGUUACUAUGACGGUGAGAAAAGUAUUUUCGUAGUAAGCAAAUACCACGGCAAGGAAGAAGUGUUCGUGGACUCCGUCAGACUAUGCGGGGACUUUAGUUCUCGACCGCUGAAAAAGGCCUGCGUCAUGCUGCGGUUACAGCGAAACCCAACAGUAGGUGACAAAUUCGCUUCCCGGGCCGGUCAGAAAGGUAUCUGUUCUCAGAAGUGGGCAGCCGAGGACCUUCCGUUCACGGAGUCAGGGUUGGUGCCUGACAUCUUGUUCAACCCUCACGGGUUUCCUUCCAGAAUGACAAUCGCCAUGAUGAUCGAGUGUAUGGCUGGUAAAGCCGCUAGCAUACAUGGCCAUGUCCACGACGCGACACCAUUCCGUUUUAACGAAAAGGACACAGCUAUAAAUUACUUCGGCCGGUUAUUGGAGGCGUCCGGGUACAAUUACUAUGGCACUGAGAGGAUGUACAGCGGGGUGGAUGGGAGGGAGAUGGACGCCGAUAUAUUCUUCGGAGUCAUUCACUAUCAGAGGCUCAGGCAUAUGGUGUCUGAUAAGUGGCAGGUCCGUACAACGGGUGCAGUGGACGCGCUUACCCGUCAGCCGGUGAAGGGCCGGCGGCGCGGCGGUGGAGUCCGCCUCGGGGAGAUGGAAAGGGACGCGCUCGCCUCGCAUGGCGCCGCAUUCUUACUGCAUGAUCGAUUGUUCCAUUGCUCGGAUAAGACUGAGGCGGUGCUAUGCUCAAAAUGCGGUACUCUAUUGGGUCCAAUAGUUGGCAAGAGCGAAACGAAUAAGGACACAUGUAGAUUGUGUGGGGAAGGCAAUCUCGUCUCUAUUGCCAUACCAUACAUCUUCAAAUUCUUUGUAACACAGCUAGCUUGUGUUAAUAUUAAUGUUAAAAUCAAUUGUGGACAGCAAUUAGCUAUUACUGGGUAG